UGAACACGUGGGGGGCAUUUCAAAAUGCAAUAAUUUGUGGUCCCGAUAAUUGAAAAUCUGUGAGAUUACAUUAAAAAUCGUAUAAUAACGAUAACGAAAGAAAAAAGUGUAUCUACAAUUAGAAAAUUGGGUCGUAAGUGGUUUGAACGGAUGCCGAUCGGAUAUACAAUGUUCCCUGUUCUAUUGUCCAUCCUGCUUGCAUCUAACGCUUACGCAAGCAACAAUCUCCAAGAUGAGUUCAUUGAGCUAUUCCAUUCGAGAAUUUUUGAGAAUGAAAUUAAUGAAACUCUAGAAGACUUGAAGAAAACUUUGAGGGACGGAAAUCCAGCAAUUGGAUUACCAUCUUUUGAUCCAUACCAACUGAAUUAUACCGAUGUUAAUUUGAAACUGGAAAACAUUCUUACGACUAAUGCUUCUGCAUCCAAUAUUGUCGUGUCCGGUAUUCCAGAUUUUAUAGCAACUUUCUUGAAUUUGGAUAUUGCUGAAUUAGAACUAAAUUUUACCAUAUUAUUUCCGGAAAUAGAUGCCAGAACUGAAUAUGAAGGAACCGGAAAACUUUUUCAGUUCGUACCAAUUUUUGGUAAAGGAAAGGCCAGUGCAAAAUUGGCAAAUGCUGAAAUUGAGGGAUAUGUGAAAAUAUCUUUUUCGAAACAGAUUAGCUUAUUGGACUUGAAAUUGGCAUUAACUAUUGGUUCCGCUCAGUUUAAUUUAACCGGCUUCAUGGACGACGAGGAAUACAGUCAGGGCUUGGUGAAAACGCUGGAUGCGUACGUCGGAUCCAUUAUAAACGAUUACAAGGAAGAAAUAUCCGAGGCAGUAUCUCCAAUCAUCAAGGAUCUAAUCAACGAUUAUCUGAAAAAUAAAAACUUCCUGUUCCCAUAAUCCAUCAUCCAGCAUACACGAAUCUCAAUCAAAUUGAAACAAAACUUUCUUUCUAUUAUUUUUAUUUUUAUUCUUAAGCAAUUCCUCGUAGUUCGGUUCCAAAAAUAUGCCGGACUAUUUGAAACCGGACUAAUUGUGGAAAUACAUACAAAA
This is a messenger RNA of Nicrophorus vespilloides, 1035 nucleotides long. RefSeq lists its product as uncharacterized. The coding region runs from base 151 to 882 and encodes 243 amino acids. The transcript is spliced from 5 exons. NCBI's taxonomy places the organism in Eukaryota, Metazoa, Arthropoda, Insecta, Coleoptera, Silphidae. The record is from RefSeq and is a predicted model, not a curated record.